This is a messenger RNA of Rhagoletis zephyria (snowberry fruit fly), 1392 nucleotides long. RefSeq names its product tetratricopeptide repeat domain 26 (gene Ttc26). The record is from RefSeq and is a predicted model, not a curated record. NCBI's taxonomy places the organism in Eukaryota, Metazoa, Arthropoda, Insecta, Diptera, Tephritidae. Gene Ontology annotation, cellular component: intraciliary transport particle B; ciliary basal body; ciliary base. Gene Ontology annotation, molecular function: protein binding; intraciliary transport particle B binding. Gene Ontology annotation, biological process: intraciliary anterograde transport; intraciliary transport involved in cilium assembly.
UUCUCAGGCGAAGAUGAAGACGACGAGCAGCACUUGUUAACUGAUCAGUGGAUAGCCUUCUGUAGCUUCCAUUUGGGAGACUAUCAACAGGCGCUACAACAAUACAAAAGCAUAAGAAAUGUUGAGCCUGCAACGGAGGACAUAGCGCUUAAUAUUGCCGUUUGUAUGUUCUAUUUGGGAAUGUAUGAAGAGGCACAUCGAUUGAUUGAACAGACACCGAAUACACCCCUGAAGGUGCGUCUACUCUUUCAUCUGGCGCAAAAAUUCGGCAAUGAGGCACAGUUGACGCAAUUGCAAGCUUCACUGCGGGUAGAUGUGGAAGAUCAGUUAAGUCUGGCAUCGAUGCAUUAUUUGCGAGCACACUAUCAAGAUGCGAUCGAUAUAUAUAAACGAUUACUGUUGGAUAAUAAAGACUACUUGGCCAUCAAUGUCUACUUGGCAUUGUGCUUCUACAAGCUGGACUACUAUGACAUGUCACAAGAGGUGCUCGACGUAUAUCUGACUAAGCAUAAAGACAGCACCAUUGCCACUAAUCUGAAAGCGUGCAAUCGUUUUCGACUGUUUAAUGGACGCGUAGCCGAACAGGAGAUACAAAAUAUUGCAGACAAUGNAUGCAAUAGUGGCAAUGUGCAGGAAGCGCAUGCGCUCAUCAAAGAAUUGCAGCCCACUGUGCCGCAUGAGUACAUACUCAAGGGUGUGGUGCAUGCAGCGUUGGGUCAGCAAAUCGGUUCGAAGGAGCACAUAAAAACCGCUCAGCAGAAUUUGCAUUUAGUUGGCAGCUCGGCUACGGAAUGUGAUACUAUACCGGGUCGUCAGAGCAUGGCUUCGGCUUUCUUUCUCUAUGCGCAGUUCGAAGAGGUGCUGGUCUAUAUGAAUUCCAUACGAAGUUACUUUGUGAACGAUGAUACUUUCAACUAUAACUAUGCGCAAGCCAAAUGCGCUACUGGUUAUUACAAAGAAGCCGAAGAGCUGCUUAUGCAAAUUACUGACAUGGAUAUUAAGAUUCAACACGCCUAUUGCAUGAUUAUAGCCAAGUGCCACAUACAUGCCGGGCGUCCUGAAUUGGCUUGGAAGGUUUUUAUCACACGCGACACAAAUUCUGAGGCCUUCUUAUUACUACAACUAAUUGCCAAUGAGUGCUACAAAUGUGAGGAAUUUUGGGUGGCUGCAAAGGCCUUCGACAUGCUUGAAAAGCUCGAUCCAAGUCCUGAAAAUUGGGAAGGUAAACGCGGCGCAUGCGCUGGCGUUCUUUAUGCUUUAGCUUCGAAAGCCGAUAAGGGUUGUCCACCGAAUGGCGUGUCAGAUGUAAUUGGCUUGCUGCGCGACUCAUCGAAUCCGCAAGCCGAUAUGAUGGUAAAAGUUGUACGUAAACAUAUAAAUAGUUUGAGAUGA